UGUUAUAAAAAUUGAUUGAAUAGAUAGGAAGAAGGAAGUCACAUGGGUCCCUCCCUUUUCCAAAUCCCACCAUUCCAUUCGGUCGCUCUCUCUCUCUCCCAUCAUUCCUCCUCCUAAGCCUCAGCUCCUAAAACCGAACACACUCUGUCCCUUUCUUUGCCACUCGUUUCUGUGUGUUUCUUUUUUGUUCUAUUAUUUUUCUUCUUUUCUCUAACAUUUUUUCCUUCUCGCCCACCACAAUGCCUUGGAGUUGGGCCUGAAGAGGAAAGCUGAAGGCUUCCAAAAUUCCCAUUUUCCAUUUCCCCACUAUCCCUUUCUUCUCCUUUCCCUUCAUCAUCCAUCAUCCAAGUACAUUAUCCACUCUUCCCAAUUUUGCAUUCCAAUUUAUCUUCUUUUUUUUUAAUUCAUUUUCUUCCCUUUUGCUUCUUUCUACCAUUCUUCUAACACCUUCUACAGAUUCAGCCUCCCUGCCCAUGUCGAUAUCCGAUUUCUUUUGGUCUUAGCCGCCAUUUCUCAUUCUUCACUUCCUUCAUCUCUUCCUAUUUGCUCUCCUCUUUAAGCUUUCUCGGAUUCCCCAGAUGAAGAUGCAGCUUGACUUGUGAAUUUCUACCAGUGCUAUGAAGAGUGUAUAGUUGAACUGGGAAGGAUCCUGAUCUGAGAAAUUUUCUGUUGGAAAUAAGUUAAAGCACCUUAAGAAUCAGUCUUGUCUGCAUUUUUUUUUAUAAAAAAACGUUCUGCGAAUCGCUACCAUAGAAGGAAGGAAACUGAGAGUGUGUUGGAGUAGAGGAAGUUGCUUGAUGUAUUUGAGACUCAGGGGCAUUGGUAAUAUGGGCGAUGGUUCUAUGGAUGACAUGAAAGGAACUAGAGUUUCUUUGAUCGAGUCAUCGGCUUCGAGAUUAAUGAAGAGGUCACGUGCCCCUGGAAGCGGACCCCAAAUCCCUUCCUGUAUGGUUGAUGGUUGUAGCUCAGACCUUAGCAAAUGCAGGGACUAUCAUCGUCGCCAUAAAGUAUGUGAGCUCCAUUCUAAAACACCAAAAGUAACCAUUUGCGGUCAGGAACAACGAUUCUGUCAGCAGUGUAGCAGAUUCCAUUCUUUGGUGGAGUUUGAUGAUCGAAAACGAAGCUGUAGGAAGCGUCUCGAUGGGCACAACCGACGUCGAAGAAAGCCUCAACCAGCGACUAUGACACUAAAUGCAGGAAGAUUUCUCUAUGGCAACCAAGGUCCAAGAUUCUUACCAUUUGGUAAUCAAUUACUGUCUGCCAGCAAUGAUGUGAGCUCUUCUUGGAUUGGAAUGAUCAAACCCGAGAGCAAUGCCCCUGUUUGCAGCGGCAACUCACAGUUUGACUUUGGUGACAGAAGAAAAAGUAUGUUGCCUGGAUCGUUGGCUUGUGAUUACAAAGAAAAACAAGUAGCAAUCUCUUGCAUCCCUGUAGGAUUGCUUCCCAAAUCAUCCGAUGCUCGCCCAUAUCUCGACGUUGAAUCCUGCAACAGAGGAAAUGUUCAGAAAGUGCUCGGAAACGGACCAGAUCAGUUCUUCAACUCUGACUGUGCUCUCUCUCUUCUGUCAACACCAGUUGAGCCCGGGGAGAUUAAUCUAAGCUCCAUGAGCCAAUCCAACCUCAUCACCCCAGCCCAUUUCAUCCACAGUGACGGUCUUGGCUUGGAGAGUGACCCUGUUAAUUCUGGUUUGGUCUCGGACGGUAGCAGCCAUGCCAACAUCCGGUGCUACCCGACAUUCCAGGAUGGUCUUGCUGGAUCAUCUGUAGAUUUAUUCAGGUAUUGAAACAUGAAAGUUGGGUCAUUCUUGUAGGUUCUGAGAUGGAUUUAUGUAAUAUGCCUAUUCCCGUCAGGAUUUAACUCAGCCACUGUUAACCUUCCAAUCUCUGCUUGCUUCGUUUGUUCUAUGAGUUUUAAGGAAUGCUGUUGUGUUGUGUGUGAAAUGUCUGUUUCAAUGUUUUUACUUUGUUCAGACUUGAGAUUUCGAAUAUUAAUUUUGUGACUCUUUUUAGUUCCUC
Molecule: messenger RNA, 2016 nt
Organism: Cucurbita maxima (winter squash)
Lineage: Eukaryota; Viridiplantae; Streptophyta; Magnoliopsida; Cucurbitales; Cucurbitaceae
Product: squamosa promoter-binding-like protein 16
Exons: 4
Coding region: 798-1784 (328 amino acids)
Cellular component (GO): nucleus
Molecular function (GO): DNA binding
Source: RefSeq, a predicted model, not a curated record